AUGGCGGAGGCGGCACUGGACUCUGUGCGGAGGGCGUUGCAAGAGUUCCCGGCUGCGGCUCGCGACCUCAGUGUAUCUCGUGCUGUGCCCUACUUGGAUGGGCCCCCAAGUCCGCUGUGUUUCUACCGGGACUGGGUGUGCCCCAGUAGGCCCUGCAUUAUCCGCAAUGCGCUGCAACACUGGCCAGCCCUCCAGAAGUGGUCCCUCUCCUACUUAAGAGCCACAGUGGGCUCCACAGAGGUGAGCGUGGCUGUGACCCCAGAUGGCUAUGCAGACGCUGUGCAAGGGGACCGGUUUGUGAUGCCCGCGGAACGUCGCCUGCCCAUGAGCCAUGUGCUGGAUGUGUUGGAGGGCCGGGCGCAGCACCCAGGAGUCCUCUACGUGCAGAAGCAGUGCUCCAACCUGCCCACCGAGCUGCCCCAGCUUCUGCCAGACAUCGAGUCCCAUGUGCCCUGGGCCUCUGAGUCACUGGGAAAGAUGCCUGAUGCCGUGAACUUCUGGCUGGGCGAGGCAGCUGCGGUGACUUCCUUGCACAAGGACCACUAUGAGAAUCUGUACUGUGUGGUCUCCGGUGAGAAACACUUCUUGUUACAUCCACCCAGUGACCGGCCUUUCAUCCCCUAUGAUUUGUACACACCAGCAACCUACCAGCUGACCGAAGAGGGCACUUUUAGAGUGGUGGACGAGGAGGCCAUGGAGAAGGUGCCCUGGAUCCCACUGGACCCCCUGGCUCCAGACCUGGUCCUGUACCCCAGUUACAGCCAGGCACAGGCCCUUCACUGCACAGUGCAGGCCGGUGAGCUGUUGUACCUGCCAGCCCUUUGGUUCCACCAUGUCCAGCAAUCCCAUGGCUGCAUUGCUGUGAAUUUCUGGUAUGACAUGGAGUAUGACCUCAAGUACAGUUACUUCCAGCUGGUGGACUCCCUUACGAGGGCCGCAGGCCUUGACUGAUGGUACCCUCACAGACACUGCAGAGGACAGCCCGUGUUGGGGGUUGAUUCUAGAAGCUACCUAGAGUUUGCCUAUGUACUGGUUGCUGCCGGGGUUCCUGCGUGGGCUGAGAUUAGCCUUGAAGAAACCUGAAAUAUAGUUGGAGGGCCUCACCCAGGCAGGUCUGGUUGAGGGUGCCCAGGAAAUUGCCACAUAGGGACAAGGAAGCAUGGAUCAGGUACAGCAGUGCCUGUCACCGGUGCUAUGACCUUGGGUGAGUCACUGUGUGUUAGCAUCAGUCCCCGACUGUAAAGUGGAGAAAAUAAUGGCUCUGCCUCCCAGGGCUGUUGUGGGGAUAGACAUGGACCAGCAUGGAGGAGUCAAUAAAAGAUGGCACUGAUAUUUUCGUUCUCAUGCUCCCUGUCACAGUUGCCUUCCAUGGCCUGCCAAGGGCUUAAAUGUUCAGGUAAAAAUUUCAGGGUGAUCCUGAUUGAGGGGUGCAAGCCAGAUCCUGGCUUGGGAUGCUACCCACACAGUUGUGUUAUAACUGGCUGGCUGGAACUUGAUUGGUUCAGGGCCACCAAUGCUGCCUCUAGCUUGGUCCCAGACUGCUUUUCCUUCUCUAGUUCCUGGGGGAGCCGGCAGAUCUGGAGCCCUGAGAGUGACCCCUAUUCUAGAAGUCUAAACAGGAAGGGACGGGAACCAUGGUCCUUGUGAGCUGCUCUCUGAGGGAAGAGCUGAUCUCCACAUCCAGACCUCUCCUCACUCAGCUGAAGAGCAGGGAGAGCUCCUAUCCCGUCAUGCCAGCCCACAGGCCUCAUUUCUGGCCAGCCAGCUCCAGGGGUGGAGGCAGCUGAGACGCGGCUUGGCUUUGAAGAGCUGUUGAUGUGAAAGCCACUCCCCUUUACAGUUGAUGGGGCCCGAGGUACUCUUCCAAGAUUGCCCAGGGCUCCAGUUGCGACUGGGCAUUCCUGUCGUACUGGCACUGGGAAGGUUGCGAAAGGACCACGGUGACAUGAUGCUCGGGCGCCCCACUGCUCACUGCUGUUUUGGGGAGCCAUGGUCUGCUGGCCUGCUCAGCCUGUGGCAGCAAGUUCUGGAACCCCUCUAAGUUAGGGCUCAUUGGGAGAGUGGGGCCUCAGGGAGCCUGUGCUAACUCCAGGGGUGUCACUGAUUCCAGCAUCGGCUUCAGGUGUCUCACUUCCUGGGCAGGUGGCUGGGUCAGCAGUGGGCGUGGGGCUUAGGUGGAGCCGAGGAGUCUGUGGGAGGGAUUUGAGAGGAAUGUGUGGCCAGUUGGCUCACCUCAGCUCUGGGUUUAAAGCUGACAGUCGUUGGUCCUGUGGCCACUUCCCCAUCAUACCUGUUCCCGUGGACUUGAUCUCAUGGCUCUGGUAAGGCUCCAGAGGGCACUGGGCUCCCAUUUCUGACUUGACUCCCCAUGUAGGGCCUGGUUGCUACUGUUUCUAAGAGGAGCUGUGGGCUUUUCUAAGCAGAGGGAGGGAUGCUUUCCAGCUUCAGGAUCAGACAGAGUAGAAGCCAGGAGCAAAGCCAGAACUGGGAUGGGGCCUGUCCUGGGAACUCUGGGGAUCUUAGCUACUGUUCUAGGGGCUUCAAAAGAAGUAGCUGCUCCAUGCCUCUGGCAUGUGGGAGCCCGGGGGCCGCGCCAGAGAUGAACUUCCUCAGCUUUGCUCCCAACCAUGGAGCUCCCUGAACUUGACCGUUGGCACCUUUCCAGAGAUAUGGCUGAAGACCAAAAGGAAGGACCAGGUGGCACAAGCUUCCCCUGCCUGGGCACACUGUCAAAUGCCCACAUGUCCAGAAGCAGAGGGGAUUUGGAAGGAGCUCUGGAGACCCCCAUCAGAUCUGGAGGAUGGCAGUGUGGGAUGGUCUGGGCUGGCAGCUGCUGUCUUGACCCAGAACCCAUCCCCAGUAUGGGAUAGAUAGCACCAAUUAUAGUUCAUGCAUUUGCCUGAGCCCCAAUGUAGUCCUUUCUUUCCCUCGACACAAAGCUGCUUGGUGGGGUGGGGUGGAGAGGUGAGGCAAUAGGAUAAAAGGCAGAAGGAGCCAUACCCAUUGAAAGGUCAGCUUGCCCGUGUUCCAGUCCCAACCAUGCCUCAAGAGAGUAGCCUCAGUUUCCUUCCACGGUUGGUCAUGGUCAUAGCAUCCUUAAUAGGAUGUGUGACAACUGAGUAAACACAUGCUGAGUCCUUGGUAUGUGGCUGGCACGGUGUGGUGUUUAAUUAGGAGAAGGUGUCAUCGUGUAGAUUCAGUGUCUCUUGUCGCUCUGGGAUUCUGAUGGGUGAACUUUAAGAGACUGUCCCAACCUCCCCUGUGGCCCUGUCACACCUAUAGCAAACUUACCCCAUC
Molecule: messenger RNA, 3297 nt
Organism: Microtus ochrogaster (prairie vole)
Lineage: Eukaryota; Metazoa; Chordata; Mammalia; Rodentia; Cricetidae
Product: bifunctional peptidase and (3S)-lysyl hydroxylase Jmjd7
Biological process (GO): glycerophospholipid catabolic process
Cellular component (GO): cytosol
Molecular function (GO): calcium ion binding; calcium-dependent phospholipid binding
Source: RefSeq, a predicted model, not a curated record